Molecule: messenger RNA, 2232 nt
Organism: Megalobrama amblycephala (Wuchang bream)
Lineage: Eukaryota; Metazoa; Chordata; Actinopteri; Cypriniformes; Xenocyprididae
Gene: odad1
Product: outer dynein arm docking complex subunit 1
Exons: 15
Coding region: 189-1880 (563 amino acids)
Biological process (GO): outer dynein arm assembly; cilium movement
Cellular component (GO): axoneme
Source: RefSeq, a predicted model, not a curated record
UGAAAGUCUUUCACUGGUCUCGUGUUUGUGAGAAACAGCGCCCGCUAUGGAUAGUUUACCACUAUUUUCCUUAGAGACUGUUGCUAACAACUUUGACUAAUAUGAGGAAGACAUGUCAAAUAAAACCACCUGAAGAGUGAUAACAGUAAGCCCAGUGUUUUGUGACUAUAGUCAUCAUCAUCAUCAUCAUGCCUCGUGGAAGAUCAGCAGCCAGUGUCCUCUCUGACAGCAGUGACUUGGACUUUGAUGGAAUUGUUGAGACAGAGGUGGAAAAACUGCAGAGACAGUUUCGUAUAACAGAGGGGGAUCGGCAGGCCUACAGCAUCCAGUCACAGGAAAAAAUUCGCAAACAGCGGCAGGAGAUUUCUAAGCUGCGUGAGGAACAGGAGGAGUUGCUGCGUGUGUUUGAGUGCCAGUCAAAUAAAAAGAGCGACAAUCAGGACACUGAGUGUAUCCAAACUCUGCUGGAGCAACGAAACACAAUGGAUGAUCAACUAGAGAAUGAGAGACUGACCCAAACACAGCUGGAACAGGAGAUCACGAAUAUGGAGAAAAGGCUGGUGGAAGUGAGAAGAGGAGAGAUCACGGCUUCCCAGAGUCACACAUCUCAGGCCCGCCACGCUCAAAAGGCCACACGCACCCUGGAGAACAAACUAGACCGGGCUCUUAUUCGCUUUAACGAACAGCUGACGAAGAACAGCCAGCUCAGAGAAGAGCUCGAGACACUCCGCAUGGAGCGCGUCCGAUUCCAGCAGCUGCAUCGCAGACUGGAGAAGGUAUUGCAAGAUGUUCGUAAGGAUAUCGGUGAAGUUAUCGACAUGUCAACCACAGCUUAUGAUGCAAGAGAGGAGGCUCAGACCAAAAUGACCAUGAUGAAGGAGAAGGCGAUAAAGGAUUUUGCGCAGUACUCAGCUGAGAAGAAGGAGUUGGAGAGAGUCAUCGCUCAUGAACGCAGACUCAAAGAGUUCAUGGCCACCAAGAGUAACGAGAGAACCGCUAUGGAUGAUGGACAGGAAAUGAGACGCAGACAAGAGAUGAAGCAGCAGAGGAGGGCAGACGCCGGAGAGGUCACAUUUGAAACUCUGGAGGAGGUUUUCCAGCAGAUUAAGAGAUUGACUGGAGAAGAUAAUUUGGAGAUGUUAGUUACAAAAUUCAUCAAGGUUGAGGACAGGAACUUUGCUCUUUUCAACUAUGUGAAUGAACAGAACAUAGAAGCUGAGAAACUGAGAGAGCAAAUCCAUCAGAUUGGAGAAGAGAUGGAGCAGUUGCACAUGAAAGGUGUCCAACAGGAACAGGAAAAUCAGGUGGCGUUACAACAGGUGAAGGAUCUACAGGAAGAGUGUGAGAGACAGACCCAACAGUAUGAAGCCCAGGCCAAUGACAUCAACAAGAUCCUUGAUCAGAUCAACACAGGGAUAGACAGUGUGUUCAAUAAGAUUGACUGCGACCCCACACUGGUGGUAGACAUGCUGGGCUCUUCCUCUGGGAUUAGUGGCAGUAACGUCAUGACGUACCUCAGCCUGGUGGAGCAGAGGACCAGUGACCUGCUCACCAUUCAAGCCUUCAUUAAAUCUAAGGACGAGGAGAAGAGUUACGACCUGAAAGAGGUCGCUCAGUUCCUGCUGGGUCAGAAGCCAGAUGUGCAGAAACAUGCAGCGAUCGUUCAGCCCCCCAUUACCAGGCAGGAUUAUGAGGCAGAGGACUCUUCUCUCACAGAUGAGGAGGAUCGACCUUUGACCCACAAAGAACUCCAUCAGCACGUUAUGAUGAGCAGUGUCCUGCGUAAAGACGAGUCUCUACAUACAGGAAGAGGAAAAGAUGUGAAAACCCCAAAGAGCAGCACCAUGUCUAGCAGCAGACAGCGUUCACUGGAGGCUUAAGACACACUCUUGUGUUCUAAUAAAAAUGCUGAAUAUGAAAUUUAGGCUCUAAUUCUUGCUAAAUGGUUAUCUACCUAGACUAUACCUAGAUAAUUUAUGACAAGAUAAAAAUUCUGUCAUUGUUGACUCAUCACCCCAUAUGCUGUUCUAAGGAACAAAUGUUAGAAGUUUGGAAUGAAAUGAGUGUUCCUAACAACAAACAGAAGAGGGCAGAAUUUAUCCAUGUUAGCGAGUCAGAUCAUACUAGAAUUCCCACAAUGCCCUCAUGUCUGUCAUGUUGCCUGAAUAAAUCUAAAUAAUCUUUUUCCAGUACCCAGUUCUUUGUUUUGUUAAAUAAAUCGUCAAGUGGUCA